Molecule: messenger RNA, 2292 nt
Organism: Zophobas morio
Lineage: Eukaryota; Metazoa; Arthropoda; Insecta; Coleoptera; Tenebrionidae
Gene: Kr
Product: protein krueppel-like
Exons: 2
Coding region: 127-1221 (364 amino acids)
Biological process (GO): regulation of gene expression
Cellular component (GO): nucleus
Source: RefSeq, a predicted model, not a curated record
UGUACACAACUCUGGCACAUACGAUCGUAACAGACAUUUCACAUGACAGACGAAGUCGAAAAGAAAGUGACAGUGGCGUACGUGAUGGACAUUGAACAGUCGGUGUGAAGACAGUGCCCGAAGACGAUGCCGCUGUUGCAAGAAACUACCCCGAAAAGAGAUAUGCUGACCACGGUGGACUCCGACGAGCCCGCCCCCAUAUCCUCCGUCUCGUACCCGGCCCUCUUCACCCCGUCGCACCUCCUCAUGGCCAUGGCCGCCUCCCGACUUUCUUUAUCCGCGAACCCCGCUUUCUUCCACACCGGCCUCCCGUCCCUCCCCUGGCAGGCCAACUCGCCCCCGUCGCCCCCCAGCAGCGACCCCAUCGGUAGCGCCCUGAAAUCCCGGAAGCUCAACAACAACAACAUCGUCAGCAGCAGCAGCUCCGACCCCGUCCGGCCCGCGAAGCGGAAAGCCUGGAAACCCGACGAGGAGCUCCCGUCGCCCACCUCCAGCGUGUCGCCGCCCACCGGCGACAAGGCCUCCAGCCGGGACCGGCCCUUCACGUGCCAGAUCUGCAACCGCUCCUUCGGGUACAAGCACGUGCUGCAGAACCACGAGCGCACCCACACGGGCGAGAAGCCCUUCGAGUGCCAGGAGUGCCACAAGAAGUUCACCCGCGACCACCACCUCAAGACGCACAUGCGCCUGCACACCGGCGAGCGGCCCUACCGCUGCGACCACUGCGACCGCCAGUUCGUCCAGGUGGCCAACCUGCGGCGGCACCUGCGGGUGCACACCGGCGAGCGGCCCUACGCCUGCGACCACUGCUCGGCCAAGUUCUCCGACUCCAACCAGCUGAAGGCGCACUUGCUCAUCCACACCAACGAGAAGCCGUUCGAGUGCGAGCGCUGCCGCUGCCGCUUCCGCCGCCGGCACCACCUGCUGCACCACAAGUGCGGCGCGCCGGAGGAGGAGUCCACGCCGGAGUCGGAGCCGGAGGACGAGCCGCGGCGGCGGCGCGCGCUCCACCCGCCGUCGGUGCCGCUGGUCACGCUACCGCUGCACGUCUCGCUGCCGGAGCAGACGGAGCCGGAGGACCUCUCCAUGACCACGGGCCUGCACUCCCACAGCAGCGGGGAGUCGCCGCUGUCGCGCUCGCCGAGCUCGCGGGAGGAGGACGAGGAGGACUUCGACCCGCACGAGUCGACGACGAUCUUCCUCCAAGGCCGCCACUCCUAGUCUACUCGCAGAGGUAAUUCGCCGUUUCAGGGAUUUUUUAGUUCUUUAGUUGCUUUGUAUAUGUUUUGUACAGUUGGGUAUGCAAGUUCCUCGACAAUAGCUCUCACCCUGUUUUGUUAUAGUGCAGAGCCGCGGUUGUAAAUAAUAAUUUUAGCUGAGUUCAAAGAAAUUACGCAAAACUGGUACUUCCUUCUACCUGACAACGGUCCAUUUGCAUACAAUUUGCAAGGUCGCUGUUAAAUUUAUUGACGGUCAGGCGGCGAGAUGAAGGUUUUUGGACGUUGUGGGUUCAAUUUUCACAACUAUGGUUCGAAGUAGAACUUUAAGGAACAUGUUUUUGGGUUGGAGGGCUCUUUCCAAAUUAACUUCCCUUUGUGGAUUUUUUUCAAUAUCCUGUUUUCAUUCAAUGUGGUGUUCGUCAUUCGGCAAGACUAGUUUUGAGGCACGAUUUUUAAGAAAUUCGAUACGUUCGAGCUUUGGGGUGACGUACACAUGAUCUGGCUUUAUCGGGAGUUAACGGAAAGUCGGAUUAUUUCGUUUGGGAAUGGUUCGAACACUGGGAAAUAUCUACAGCGUUCUCGUUUCAAAUAAUCAUUUCUACAAAUUUCCAAACUCAAAAUAUACUCUCUAAAAAAAAAAAAAAAUACGAAACACCUAUAAGAGUAUUCUGGCAUAAAUUAUUCAAAAAGUUUUUAAAUUAUCUUUUGGGGUAUUUUUUUAGCCAAAUAUGAUUUCAAACUUUUUUUUCCAAAAUUAAAAUAUAUCUGUCAUUCCAUCGAUGUAAUAUAUACACGGUGAAGACAAAUAAUGUUGACCAAGGUUGAUUUUUUGGCAUUGAUUGAUAACGUGUGUUCAAUUAAAAAAGUCAUCAAUUUGGCGUUCCCCUUUGAUAGAAAAAAAUGUAGCGAAAAACGCAUGUGUUUUAUUAAUCCAUACUGUUGUGUUGUAUAAUUGACAUUUCCACAUUGUUAGCUGUCAACGAUUAAAUUUUAAGUUUAUUGUAGACAUGCUUCACAAUGUUUACAAAAAAUCAAGGCCAACUGGAUGAUUUUUUCAAUUGAUUUAUAUACA